Molecule: messenger RNA, 3723 nt
Organism: Sebastes umbrosus (honeycomb rockfish)
Lineage: Eukaryota; Metazoa; Chordata; Actinopteri; Perciformes; Sebastidae
Product: taste receptor type 1 member 1-like
Exons: 6
Coding region: 35-2497 (820 amino acids)
Biological process (GO): G protein-coupled receptor signaling pathway
Cellular component (GO): membrane
Molecular function (GO): G protein-coupled receptor activity
Source: RefSeq, a predicted model, not a curated record
GUUCACAUCAGAUGGGUAAACGGUAACUACAACAAUGAAACAUUUUCUUGCUUCUCUGUGUCUACUGGGAACGUUUCUACAUGCCUUGGCUCCAUGCACUGUCCCAGCCUCAGAGUUCCAGCUGGAUGGAGAUUAUUUGUUAGGUGGACUUUUUGAUAUUCAUCAUGAUAGUGACCCUGUUUAUCACGACAGACCAGAAGCCAUCGACUGCUCCAGUCAACCCUUAAUUCCUUCAAGUUACCGGAGGUUUCAGUUGAUGAGAUUCUCUGUGGAGGAAAUCAAUAACUCCACCGACCUCCUGCCAAAUGUAUCUCUCGGCUAUGAGAUAUUUGACCACUGCUCAAAUACACACAAUUUUCCAGGCAUUUUCAAACUCCUUUCAGUCAACAACUUGAUCCAACCUUGGGGUGAACCACACAAGCAUCUGUCCGGAGUGAUGGCUGUGGUCGGCCCUUAUACCAGCAGUCAGGCCCUGACUGUAGCCCCACUGUUCAUGAUGGACCUCAUUCCUAUGGUCAGCUACGGAGCUUCUAGUUCUGUCUUUGCAAGAAAACAGAAUUUUCCCUCUUUCCUACGAACGUCACUUCCCAAUAAAGACGCCAUAGACAUGAUUGUUAGCAUUGUGCAGCACUUCAACUGGCGCUGGGUUGCUUUCCUUCACAUUGAUGAUAAUUACGGCAAAGAUGGCCAGGAACUGUUCAUAAAUAGGAUUCAAGACACUGAGAUCUGCCUGGCAUUCACCAAAGGCCUCAACCAAUAUACAAAUUACCCCCAAAUGUUCAAACAGAUAGAGGAACAGAGGAUAGGUGUCAUUAUUGUUUUUGCUCCUGAAUGGACUGCUGAAGCUCUCAUUGAGUCAGCAAUACAACUAAAUGUCACUAACAAGGUGUGGAUAGCAGGGGAUGGAUGGUCCUUAAACAAGAAGAUCCCCAAGAUGAAAGGAAUCAGAAAUAUUGGAACUGUACUUGGAGUGUCUCAGCCAGUAGUGACAAUACCUGGUUACAGUGACUUUAUCUAUUCUACAAAAAGCCAGACUCAUUGUGAAACUGCAGAACAAACUGGGUUUUGUAAUCAGGUUUGCAACUGCAGCAGCCUGAGUCCAGAAGAUGUCAUCGCUGCAGACCCAUCUUUUAAUUUUCCUGUUUAUUCUGCUGUCUACGCCAUCGCUCACGCCUUACACAAUGCCUUGCAAUGUGUCGCUGGCAGAUGUAAUGGCAACAUUACAGUGUACCCACACAUGGUUCUAGCAGAGCUGCAGAAGUCAAACUUUACUCUUUUAAACCAGAGUAUUCAGUUUGAUGAGCAUGGUGACCCCACAUUCGGAUCCUAUUCUAUAGUUUUCUGGAACCACAGUGGUGACGCAGAGGAGAUCGGCUUUUAUAAAUUACGCCAAUCGUUCCGUUUCUUCAUCAACAACAGCAAAAUUCAGUGGCACACAAACGGAGAAGCGCCUACUUCAUUGUGUUCCCCAGAAUGUGAUGCAGGAUUUGCAAAAAAGCAAGAUGGAAUCCACAAAUGCUGCUUCAUGUGUGAAAUCUGUCCGAAGGGAACUUAUAUCAACAGUACAGAGGACCCCUACAGCUGCAUCAACUGUAAGGAGACAGAAUGGUCUCCAGCAGGAAGUACAUCAUGCAGUCUGCGGGUGGUGGAGUACGUCCCAUUCACAGACAGCGGGGCUAUCCUGAUCAUGGUCGGAGCCUGGGCCUUGGUGGGCCUCACACUGGCUGUGUCUGUUCUCUUUGCCAUCAACUACAACACACCUGUUGUCAGAUCUGCUGGCGGACCAAUGUGCUUCCUAAUUUUAGGCUGCCUCAGUCUGUGUAGUCUUAGUGUUUUCUUUUACUUUGGUAAGCCAACAAUCUCCUUUUGUAUCUUAAGGUUCUUACCAUUUCUCUUGUUCUACACCGUUUGUCUAGCAUGUUUUGUUGUGCGCUCUUUUCAGAUUGUUUGCAUUUUCAAAUUAGCCGCAAAAUUCCCCAAAAUCCACAGUUGGUGGAUGAAAUAUCACGGACAAUGGCUGGUCAUCACUGUGGCAUUUGUUAUUCAGGCACUCUUACUUGUUAUUGGCUAUACUUAUGACCCUUCCAAGCCCUACAAUGAAACAUUUUGGUACCCAGACAAAAUCAUACUUCGUUGCGACAUUAAUCUCAAAGCAUCCUCUGCUCCUGUGGUUUUUCUUUUAUCUUUGUGCUCCCUUUGCUUUAUUUUCUCCUACAUGGGAAAAGACCUCCCUAAAAAUUACAAUGAGGCCAAAGCAAUAACCUUCUGCCUGCUCCUGCUGAUCCUCACCUGGGUCAUCUUUGCCACCCAAUACCUACUUUACCAUGGCAAGUACAUCCAAACUCUUAACGCUCUGGCAGUGCUCUUCAGUCUCUACUCCUUUCUGUUGUUUUAUUUCCUCCCAAAAUGCUACAUCAUCAUUUUUCAAUCGUACAAAAACACACAGGAGUACUUCCAAGGUCUUAUUCAGAAUUAUACCAAAACAAUCAGCCAGUAGCUGCUUCCAUUAAAUGUGUGUCUUCUGUUGUGCUUCAGGCCUUCUGAAAACAUUCAAUGAAGUGAUAAUAAUUUAGCUUUUUAGAUUAGACGGUCAAAAAAAGUACUUUAAAUCUGUGUCUAUGUGUUGUUGUAACCUAAUCAUGUUACAGGUAUUAUGAUUGGUUAUUUGGUUGUCUUACUAAGGGCUGCAUUAAAAAUUUUAAAUUCAAAUAGAGGGAGAGCGAGCUAUAGAAUGACUGAACAGAGAGAGAGCAGCGUUAGAGAGAAAAAAACAGCAAAUCUGAGAAAUAAAACUUGAUUUUCUGAUUGUCUCCCGGCGGUUACGUUCUAAAACACAGAACUAACUAAGGUGCCAAGCUGCCGGACCCCACGUUGCUCUCGUCAAACUACAGACAGUCAGACACCGAUCAUAUAGCUGCACUCACAGCACAGAGAGGAGCCGGGGGGAUCACUGGGACACAUGCCCAUAAUAACACAACCCGUCUUCAUCCGUGAAAUACGGCCGCUUUGUACUUUUGCCUCGGUAUCAGAAGUCGAGGGGGUCCGUCAAAGCGGCAGCAUUUCACCACCUGAAUGGGCCCUGCGUGCUGUUAUUGACUGGGGGGUUACACCCCCACGUGGGGCACAAAGUCUGUUUACAGACAACCAGAAGCGUCCUGAGUAAAGCAAAAUAAUAAGAAAAUAGAAAAUACAGACUGAAGGCUGCAUGGUCUCUGCAGAAACAGACUUCUAGUGGGGCAGAAGUGAUGAUUGAGAGGGAUUUUUUUGUAUCAGUCUAUACAUUGUUUUAUAGUUAAUUCUUGCAUAUUAUACUUUGAAGAUAUAAACAUGAUAGGGGCACGGUGAAGACCUGAACAAAAGUUAUAUUCACAGAGCCUUCUCUCUCAGCUAAACAGCGUCAGUAUGCAGUUAAAACCAAACAGCCAAUAGAAAAAUGGCCAAGCAUCAGGGAGAAGAAAACACUAAAUUUGUCUAAAAAAGAAGCCCAUUAUAAUUGCAAUACUUUGAUUUAUGACUAAAUACUUUCAACCAGCCUCAGCUGCUGCACAUGCUUUAAACAUACACUUUAAAAUCUUAUUAGACGAUGUAUUACUGACCAGCCUAAGGACACUCAGAGAUUAUCCACAUAAAGUUAAUUCUGGUAAACCCUGCACGGAUUUAGAUAUUUACAUGUACAGCAGUUAUAUAACAGCAAGAGUGAUUCAAUAAAAACAUAAAAUGGAA